AUGAGCGUCGACGCCAUCUAUCAGAACCGCGCCGCCCUUCAGCUCAUGGGCGAAGCGCAGAUGCUCGUGAGCAUCCAGCACCGCUUCGGAUUCUGGGCCGCUGGCCGUCUCGCACUCGAGCAAGUCGUCGGCGAGAUUCGCUUCGAGUUCGCCUUCGUGACCCCAACCGAGCUGGGCGGCGAGGAUGGCCCGCUUGUGGUCAAGGUGGUGGAUUUGGUGUAUCUGCAAGCCAUCGGCCGUGAGCUUGAACGCGUGAUGGAGUCUGCCUCGUUCGAGGCGACGCUGGCGAUGGAGCAGGAGUAG
This is a messenger RNA of Zymoseptoria tritici IPO323, 303 nucleotides long. RefSeq lists its product as uncharacterized. The transcript has 3 exons. NCBI's taxonomy places the organism in Eukaryota, Fungi, Ascomycota, Dothideomycetes, Mycosphaerellales, Mycosphaerellaceae. The coding region runs from base 1 to 303 and encodes 100 amino acids. The record is from RefSeq and is a predicted model, not a curated record.